AUGCCCGCAAAGUACUCGCACGUGAAGAAGAGGACGACAAAUCCCAAGAAAAAGGCCUCUGCCACGACUCAGUCCGGGAAAGACAACAAUCGCCACAAAAAGCUCCCCAAUCACCUCGAUAAGACGAUUACAAAUGCCAUGUCAGCAGUUUCGCAGCUAGAGCGCGCCAUCGCGAAGAUCUUCCUGAUCCGCUUCGAGCAAGAUAUCGCGCGCCUGUUUUCGACACACAUAUUCUGUAUCGCUCUUAUUCACUUACCCACAUUCGUGAUGCGUUGUAUCACUGUUUGCGGGCCCAGCUGGGUUGCCUAUAAUGCGGAUUGUGAAGAAAUUAGGGAUUUCUUUCGUUCUGUCGUUAGUAUGGACUUGCGACAGGCUGGAGAACGAGUCUCGACGAAGAGCGUCUUGUGGUCUUAUACGGCAUUGAGGGAAUUUGCCCUUUCUAAUAAUGUUCCUGUAUGCCGGAAGCGCGGCCUACACUCUCUUCGUCUACUUCCUCACUACGACUCGCUAAAGGUGCAUAUGGAAUCCCUGGAGGCAAUGCCGCAUGCGACAUUUACUAAACCACCACACCUCGGCGCCCUUACAGAAGGCUUGGAGGCCUUGGAGGAGGCAUGCGAAUUGAAGUACGGGGAAAAGUCGCCGUUAAGGUCCACCCCUCCUCCUGGAUGGGAUCAUCAGUGGCGCAUAAAAGUACGCAUUGGAUAUGAAAGGCUUGCUCAAACUCUAUGGCGAGUGGCCCGGGAGUUUGAUGUCAGUGGAUACGGAUGUGUGCUUCGGGAGAAGCUUACUACGAAGUGGUGUGAUUGUGGAUGUUCUACGGACCACCUGGGUGAGGUCUGUGAAAAGACGGUACGUGAGGAUGAGGAGGGGAGCGGUGUCAGAUCCGGUAAGCAAAGAGAGUGGGAUGGGCGAGGGAGCGGCGUGUUGGGUUGGGAGACUGAAGAAGAAGAGGAUAUAUGGGAUAUCGAUCUUGAUUUUGGUGGGAGCGAUUCUGAAGAAGGGGAUGGCUUUGGAUCCGAAAUGACCAUCGCUCAAAUGAUGGAAAUCAGGUUCAUCAAGGCAGAAAGAGAGAAAGAAUUCGGUAAUGCCGCGUUCCGACGAGGCGAGUAUCAACGCGCCGUAAAACACUACAAGGCAGCACAUUCAAUUGAACCAGAGCUGCCUCAUUAUCAACUCAACCUUGCUGCGGCUCACCUAAAACUCAACGACUGGCUUGAAGCUGAAGAAGCAUGCACGAAAGCCUUGGGUCAACAUCGAAGUAUAAAAGGUUAUUACAGACGCUCGAAAGCGCGUCGAAUGUUGGGUAAGCUAGAUGGUGCUGUGCAGGAUUUACGUGCAGCACUGAAAAUACAGCCUUCAAACAGUGAAGCGCUGGAUGAAUUGCUGUCCAUUCUUCCGCCCGACGAUUUAUCACGUUUAGCUCCUUCGUCUUCCUCUCUUGCGACGUCCUCCUCCAGUACUUCACCAGCCCCCCGAAAUGCUGGUUCACUAUAUGACCACCUGCAUCUACCCAAACUGAAACAACCAAAACAGUUACCAUUUGCUCGAUCCAGCAAUGAUGAUAGGAAAAUUAAAGUUUCCUCGAUCCCAGUGUCUUAUGAAGUUCCGCUGAUGUCUGCUGGGAAGACCUUGACAGAGCUGAAGUCGAAGGAUCUGAAAACAAGGACAGAGUCGUUUAUCUUUCCAAGUUGGGAGAAGUACACGGUCAGGCUGGCUACUGUUUGA
Molecule: messenger RNA, 1725 nt
Organism: Suillus bovinus
Lineage: Eukaryota; Fungi; Basidiomycota; Agaricomycetes; Boletales; Suillaceae
Exons: 6
Coding region: 1-1725 (574 amino acids)
Molecular function (GO): protein binding
Source: RefSeq, a predicted model, not a curated record